GAAGGGGGAGGAAGGGGGAGUUACGGGGAGUUACGGGGAGUUACGGGGAGUUACGGGGCGCGGUGAGCGACCGAGCAACGUCCAUUUACUACGCAGCUGCCGGGGUGAAUGGUACUCAUCACAAUUUCACUGAGCCAUCUGGACGAAAAUAAAAAUAUUGACAGAUACGCCAUGAUUGGAAGUCUGUGCUACAGUUUCUUCUCGUCUACUUACAUGCCGCGUUACGCCGCUGGUGGUAGCCAUGGACCGUGGCAGCCUCGUGUAGGCAUGACACAUUUGUUGAGUUCCAUCCAGCUUCCGAGUAUCAUGGCUGCCGAGCAUUAG
This is a messenger RNA of Gryllus bimaculatus (two-spotted cricket), 324 nucleotides long. NCBI's taxonomy places the organism in Eukaryota, Metazoa, Arthropoda, Insecta, Orthoptera, Gryllidae. The record is from the annotation of a GenBank genome assembly.